AGCUCUCUGAUUGAGGGGGACGAAGAAGAAGCAGGCAAAACCACGCAAAGCCUGGUGCACCGGAGGGCGAGGAUUAUCUGCAUGAUGGAUGGAUGGUGUUCGCAUCAAUCUGCUGCUGCUGCGACGAAGUUGGCGGCAAGCACAAGCGUGAAGGAGCGAGUUUAGUCCGACGAGGUCCCCUUUUGCCUGUAUUCAUCCCCCCCAUGUCGGUUGCCAGAUUCCAGCGUCAAGAUGCCUUUUUUGGGUUGAGGAAACGCAGCUAAGGACGAUGAGAUGAUGCUGUGGAUCUCACGUGGGGGAAUUCUCACUGCUGGUGAGGGAAAGUGGGUAAUUCCGGCUUCUCUCGACGAAGAAAGGCGGAUGGGUCCCGCUGUGUGUACCGUUGAGCGUUUCCAUCGACCCGCUCGCGUGGCACGGAAACGGGAAGCUUGGUGGUAAAUCGAGGCUUCCGAGUGGUGCCGAGAACUGUCCUCGUUGUUGUCAUCCUUUGUCCCCCCUGCAGUCUCUCUCGCGAGUCCAGUGCUGUGGCUGCUGCUCUCAUGAGCGACUGCGUUUCGGUCUGAGAUCCUUCCCUGUGCAAACCCACGCAGCCUUCGAUCUCUCUCUCUCUCUCGCUCUCUUACCUUGCCUGUUUUGAGUAGCGCCGCAAGAUUGAGUCUCUGUUCUAGCGAUGUGUUGGAGGGUUAAGCUUCAACGAUUGAGAUUAUUCCUGCUUUUUUUUUUUUUUUUUUUUUUUUUUUUUCUUUUUUUCUUUUUGUUUUUCCUCCUCCUUGAUACUCGGUGAGGAUCUGAGUUUGGAGUCUUGCAUGUGCGCUUCACUUCUGAUCGAAGCGAGUGGACUUGAGAAGAGGAGUUAUUGUUUUCGUUCUCGGAGGUGUGUAGUUUGUGGUGUAUACAUUCACCAGCUGAAGUCCCUUUUCGGAAGAGAACGUUUUUGUAAGCACCGUUUUUAUUACGGUGCUUGAGAAGUGUCUUCAGUUUGAUUUGCUGUGGUAUUUCUUCAUCCAGAAAAUUUGAAAGUGGCCUUGAUUUUGAGGAUUGUUCAAGAAGAAAAGGAAAUAUUGUUUAUUAAUUUUUGUGUUGUAAGGAAAUGAGGCUGGGGGAAAGCCAAUUUAGUGCUCAGCUCAAAUUAUUGUAGACGUGUCUCUUCUUCUUUUUUCUUCCCUUUUCUCUUCUUAUCUUUUUCAAUUUUGCUCCAUGAAGUUUCGCGAUCGAGAUAGAAAACCUGUUCCAUGAAUUUUAGCGUUUCAUAUCUUCUGAUAGAAGACACGCGCGCGCAUACGGAUCGCCAGUUGCUGAGUAUUCGUGAGGUACCGCCAAGGAAAGAAGUGAGUACUUUGUGAUGUCAUGGAUUUCGUUCGUCUCGGCAGUCCCUGAACUUUGAGAAACAUACACAACAUGGAGUGGCACGUCACAAUAGAACGCUAAGGGUUUCUGUUCCGUUCUACGGUGGACGAACUCGUCGUGUAUAAACCGAUUUCCUCCUCUCAUUCAUGAAUUCUCGUUGCAUUGCGUCAGCUGCGACAGUCAUCCUCUGUUCUUUUUCCUAUUUCUUUUUUCCCUAUCUGUUUGCACCACAUGAAUUCGCCUUGAUCGACCUUCCAUCGGGCGGGAAAAGUUUAUCUGAAGCUUCUUAUCAUCGAACGUUACAGAAGAAUAUUUCUUUAAGACGGCCAAUUGCGAACUUCGUUAAUACUCGUUAUUGUUUUCCAUACAACUGCGAGUUUCUGUUGUUUCCACUUUUGCAGGGUUCUCGCAUCAGAUUUCUGUUUUCAGUCUCGUAAACUUGUCAGACUUGGUUGGCAAUCACUUCUCUUUCAUUUGUGAUGUUGCGCGGGAUAAAAUGAUAUAUAUACAGGCUACAUAACAGGGAACGUCAUGUGAAUUUUCAUUAAAAAACACAGAAAACUUCCACCCGCUCUUGAUGUGUUUUGGUAAUGUAUCUAUGCCUGUGAUCAUGUUACUCUUAUUUAAAAGGGAAAAAUAUUCCCACAUUUAAACCCUACUUUCCUCGUGGCCAAAUUGGGAAGUAUAUUAUCAUGACAUGAAUUACCUCCUAUACUUUCCUGUAUGUGAGGUCGCGCGAGUUUCAAGCGAUACUUGCGUUGUAAGAGGAAUCGCUCAGCUCCUCAUUGGUUGUAACAAUUACAUCAUUUAUUCCUUUUCUUGUAUUGUCGUUCUUGUAUUACUUGUGAAGAUUCUUGACGGAUGGAUCUGACAGUGAUGAUCAUGUUAAUGCUAACAAGCAGCCUCGUUCCGACAAGCGAGUUCCAUCUUGAGUACUUGUUCAUUUUCCAAAUUUUUUAUGGCUUGGCGCAGCGGCCGACCUCUCUUCAAGCAAUCAACUUCAUCGGGAAGCCUGGGAAGGACUUUAUAUUUUUCCAGAUGGAGAACAACAAAGGCACGCCCAUUUCCUCUGGACCUGCAACAAUCGAAGGACGAGGAGGGUCUCUUUGGGGAGUUCAAAACUCUGGAGUUCUUAAAGAUUUACGGAAACGUCCAAUUAAUUGGGAUGGGGCCCGUAGUGGAUCUCGGUGUUAAGGUUCUCACUUCUCCCUGGAUGGAAGUUUAUCCUGUCAGAGCAGUCGCACUAUGGGGAGUGAAGCACACUGUCUAUUCCCAUUUUUGUGCGGGACAGAAUAUUGAGGAAGCCUCGGAAACAUUGCAAAGGAUGUGGGAGCUAGGGCUUCGAGGCAUUCUAGACUACGGUCUCGAAGAUGCAAUAGAUAACGCCUCUUGUGAUAGAAACCUCGAAAAGUUUUUGCAAGUGGUCCGACAGACGAGCCUCCUUCCUCAAGGAUCAGUGAGCUCCUCAUGCGUGAAGCUGUCUGCCGUUUGCCCAAUCGAACUCCUGGAACGAGUUAGCAAUCUACUUCGAUGGCAACAUGUGAACAGAGGAUUCAAACUGCCAUGGAAGCAGGAUGUCAUUCCCUUCUUGUCCGAAAAUAGUCUUGUGUAUCAUGUUACCUCCCCUCCGGAACCUUUAACGAAAGAAGAAGAAGCAAACUUGGUAUCCGCCCAUGAGCGUCUGACCAGACUGUGCAAGGCGUGUGAGCAAGAAGGAUUACCAUUACUGAUAGACGCAGAGUACUCGUCCGUUCAGCCGGCUAUUGAUUACAUCAUACACGCCGCUGCAGCAGAAUUCAACAAGGGUGCUCAACUUCUAGUCUACGGAACUGUUCAGGCAUACUUGAAGGAUUCGUUUUCACGACUAAAACUUGCAGCCAGGGGUUCUCAGUACAGAGGACUAUCUUAUGGGGUGAAACUUGUACGAGGGGCUUAUAUGUCUCGAGAAAGCAGACUGGCAUCCUCUUUGGGGGCUCUUGCUCCGACCCACUCGAAUAUUGAAGAGACACAUCGUUGCUAUGACGCUUGUGCUGCAUUCAUGCUUGAGCAAGCAGCACAUGGAGAUGGGGCAGUAGUACUUGCCACUCACAACGUGAAGUGCAGUCAAGAAGCGGCUGCCAAAGUACAAGAAUUAGGUUUUUCGAAAGAAAAUCCUCGAGUGCAAUUUGCACAGCUGAAGGGUAUGGCGGAUGUAUUAUCAUUGCGUUUGGCACAAGAAGGCUUUAGAGUUAGCAAGUAUCUGGCCUUUGGUCCUGUUGAAGACGUUAUUCCUUACCUUGUCAGACGCACGGAGGAGAAUCGUGGUCUUCUCAGGAAGACAUUGAUCGAACGGCAGUCUAUCAGUGCGGAGAUUUCAAGACGUGUUCUGCGACCUUUAAGAUUGCAACAGUAACAACAUCAAAUUCUACUGCUUCUUUCGUAAAACGGCUAAAGCAAUUUCCCGUUCCGACUCCCACCAUGUAAAGAAAAGUACACGUCAUACUGGGUCAGUAUUUAAUCCGUUGAUUUUAAAAAUAGAAAAAUACAUUUUGCACUUGUUAUACUAACUAUAGAAUUCUAAAUGUGACACAAACUUUAUUUAUUUAUUUAGGGUAAUUUAAUAUUUGAUUCAUAUAAAAAAAAUAUAUUAAAAAAAAUUCUCUAA
Molecule: messenger RNA, 3991 nt
Organism: Physcomitrium patens
Lineage: Eukaryota; Viridiplantae; Streptophyta; Bryopsida; Funariales; Funariaceae
Source: RefSeq, a predicted model, not a curated record